AGCCACGUGGGGCGCCGCGGGGCCGGAACUGGAGCCAGGAGUCGGAGGAGGCUCAUGGCGCUGUACGGGGCUGCGGCCGCCGUGCUCUCGGGGCUAGAGGCGCACCAGGGCUCCCUCAAGAGCCUGGUCUAUGGCAGCCGCUUCCAGAACGUCCGGCAGCUGUACGCUCUGGUCUGCGAGACGCAGCGCUAUUCGGCCGUGCUGGACGCGGUGAUCGGCAGCGCCCGGCUCCUAGAGGCGGAGAAGAAGCUGAAGCCCCACCUUGCCAAGGUCCUGGUGUAUGAGCUGCUGCUGGGCCGGGGCUUACGGGGUGGAGGCCGAUGGAAGCCUGUGCUGUCCCGGCACAAGGCGAGGCUGCAGGCCGAGUUUGCCCGGCUCAAGGUGAAGCGUUGUGUGAGCCGCAAUGAAGACCUCCUGGAGUCGACUCCUGGGGCCGUGCAGGAGUUGCAGCUCCCUCGCUUUGUGCGAGUGAACACGCUCAAGACCAACCUCGACGACACCAUUGAUUACUUGAAGCGUGAGGGCUACUCCUACCAGGGCCGUGCUUCUGGACUGGACGAGCUACGGGCCUUAGAGGGGAAACUUUUUUUCCUAGACUCACUGCUUCCUGAGCUACUUGUAUUCUCUUCGGGCACUGACCUCCAUAAGCACCCGCUGUACCAGGCUGGCCAUCUCAUCCUGCAAGACAAGGCGAGCUGCCUCCCAGCAAUGCUGCUUGCCCCUCCACCUGGCUCCCAUGUCAUUGAUGCGUGUGCUGCCCCAGGCAAUAAGACGAGCCACCUCGCUGCUCUGCUGAAAAACCAAGGGAAGAUCUUUGCUUUUGACCUGGAUGCUGGGCGGCUGGCCACCAUGGCCACACUGCUGACCAGGGCUGGAGUCUCUUGCUGUGAGAUAGCCAAUGAGGACUUUCUGUCUGUAUCUCCCUCUGACCCACGGUACUGCCGGGUCCAGUACAUCUUGCUGGACCCUUCUUGCAGUGGUUCUGGCAUGGCGUCGAGGCAGCUAGAGGAGCCUGGUGCAGGUACCCCCAGUCAGGAGCGCUUACACGCUCUGGCCGGGUUCCAGCGCCGUGCCCUGAGCCAUGCACUCUCCUUCCCGGCCCUGCAGCGCGUCGUCUAUUCGACCUGUUCCGUGUGCCGGGAGGAGAAUGAGGAUGUGGUCCAAGAUAUCCUGGAGCAGGACGGGGGCGCCUUUAGGCUUGUGCAUGCGUUACCUCUGUGGCCCCAGAGAGGUCUUGGCACCUUCCCAGGUGCAGAACACUGUAUCCGGGCAUCUCCGGAAGCCACGCUCACGGGAGGCUUCUUUGUCGCUGUACUGGAACGGGCAGAUGGGCAAAGCUCAAGUCCAGAACCACAGCUGCUGGCUGGAAAAGCCGUGCCCAGCGUGGCUCCCAAGAAGAAGAAACGAUGCCGGCAAAACGCAUCAACUACGUGAACGUGGACUGUGCUCCUCCCUCCUCUGCCCUGGGCUGGGUCUCCUUGGCAUCUGGGAGCAGCAGGCAGUUAGCUUCUUGGGAUCAGUUCUUGCCUGAGCCUCAAGGGGCACUUCUCACUGCUCCGCUUCCUAAGGCAGGGAGACGGAGCAGUCCUUUAUUUCUGUGUGCAAAGUCCAAGUCUGCCCUUACCUCCCAUGGGAAAAAAAAGACAGGCUGGGUCCACUGGAGAUCACAGUUUUGUUUAUUUUUAAAAUCAAUGACAUUAUAAGAAGCAAGGAAAAAAAAAUUGCACAUUCACACUAAAUUCCCACCAGACUCAACAGGAACAGCGUCUUAAGGAAAGCUUUGUCUGCUGUUCCUGUUCGGUCUUGUGCAUGUACUGCACGGGGCCGAGGCUGAGUUGGGUGGGCGUGGGCAGAUCUCUGGGCUGUUCUGGUAACUAGCAGGCUUGUUGCUGCCACCACUGCCGUGGAAAGGCUGGUUUGACCUGAUUCCGCUUUCCCCAGGGUCCUCGUGGACUGAGCAGUGGCUGAGACACAGGCUUAAGAUGGAGCUCUAGAGACCUUCCGAUGCCCCUCUCCCACCUCCAAAACUACAACCACCAGAGCUGCUAUCACAGGGGGGGAACCUCGCCCUAGCCACAUUCACAUACAUCACAUUAUUAUAAAAGAAAUAAGUACAUUUUACAGAAUGAUUCCCUGGGUGAAAAGGGAGUCUGAGUGAGCCCUUCCUCCCCCAGGCAACAUCAGGCUCCCUCCUCCCCCAGCUUUCACUGCUCAUCUAAUUUCUGGACAACAGCUUUGUACUUUCACAGCCUCAAUGAACCAAGCUUGAAGGAAUUCAAAAGGCAAUUUAGCUUAAAUAUAAAAAUAAAUUUUAUUUUGUUAAAAAAA
Phascolarctos cinereus (koala) is the source of this 2328-nucleotide messenger RNA. RefSeq names its product NOP2/Sun RNA methyltransferase 5 (gene NSUN5). Gene Ontology annotation, cellular component: nucleolus. Gene Ontology annotation, biological process: rRNA base methylation. Gene Ontology annotation, molecular function: RNA methyltransferase activity. The record is from RefSeq and is a predicted model, not a curated record. Lineage: Eukaryota; Metazoa; Chordata; Mammalia; Diprotodontia; Phascolarctidae.